GCUGGACUACUGUAUAUCGUCACGUCCAGUGAAAAUGGGCACAUGGCAUCAAACAUUUCAGUUUCCAUUGAACUGUUGUAUGUUAUUCGUAAAAUAUUAAUGUGUUUGUGCGGUUUUAAUUAAAACUACUGUUUCUUCCAACGUUCUGGCCGUGGAUUACAGCGUGUAGAAAUGAAUAAAUCAAAUUCGAAGAGAAGAAUGAAAGUGGGAACCUGUACUCUACAUAAGCAACAUUUGAAGAGUGCACUGUCAUCAUUCAAGAAACAUUCUUUUAAGGCAAAGAGACAAGCUUUGGCAAAAAAGUGUGGGAAAGAAGACAACAAAUUCUACAAAAGUUCUUCUGUGAUUACACCAUUCUCCCAUACAUACGUGAUGUUAGAGCUGAGAAAAUGUUUCCUCCGUCACAACUGGACUUACGCUACAAAACUUUUAUUAAUGCUGCUAGAUGGAGGUACACUGUCUUUAAAACGAGUGAUGUUGAAGAGUUGUAUCUUCAUUUUACUGAAUCAUCCAAGUGCAUCGUCAAAACAAAGAGAGGAAUUCAUCAGAAUGUGCAAUGCUCUUGCUGAUGCAGGUCAAUUGCUGAACUCACUGUUGACUUUUCCAUGUGACAAGAAAGAUAAACAUAGUGUGAAGUAGAUCCUUUUGGAACUGUUGAAGUCAUAAUCUGGUUCAAGGUUGGAUGGAGACUGAUGUUUUUAAAACUUCAAGAGGGUAGCCUAAAAGUGUAUUAGGUGGUUUGCCAUUUGUUCAUAAGUCAUAUUCCAGUGCAUUGUUGGACUGAGUUGAUUGUGCCUGCUGGGUUGUUAUACAGUGUUGUAUGCAAAAAUAAAUGGUCCUCAAAAUAUUAAGUCUUGAAAGUAUUAUGAAUGAACCUGAGAGUAAAUAAUUCCUUCUACUUUCAAAGCAGUAUACUGUACAUUUAUUUGAGCAUAUCAAAUAACACUGGUAAACAAAGAUGUUUUCUUGCUGGGUGAAUAUUUAUUCAUUUAUUUGUAGUUGAUUUAACAGUGCUUUUUAAUAGCAUUGAAUGAAAGGAGGAUAGUGAAUAAUGAACUGAAAACUAUGUGGAAGGAAGUGGUCAUGGCCUAAUUUAAGGUACUAUCCUGGAAUUUCCUUGGAGGGACUGAGGAAAACUACAAAAAACUCAAUCAUGAUAGCUGGUCUCCAGGCCGAGAUUUGAAUCUGGGACUUUCUGAAUGUGAAGCAGGUGUGUUAACCACUUGACCAUGAUGUUUGGUUUCUGGUGCAACCGUCCUUCCACACUCUCAUCUCGAUGUUUGUUUAAGUCACGGGUCAAACCAAGUGACGUGCCAGGCACUCGUACGGUUGCAGCUUCAAAUCUUUUUAAUAAGUGCGGAAGGGAUUUUAGGAAAAUUUGAUAAUGGGCGGGGAUUUAGGUCGGUGAGCAUGGAACUCCGAUUCCCAGGGAAUGUACGGGGGAAGGCAGUGGUGGGGUUGAUAUUUUACGUAGGAUGAGCAAUCUCGAGUAACAAAAGACGCCACUGGUGAGCCUGGAGACGUUCACUUUAUUGUCUUUUGAGAAACUUUGAAGACCAGUUGCAGUUUAUACUAGGCAGUACUAUGAAUCGGCUGUUGUAUAAAUAAACUGCAGCAAGUGGUGCACGGUCUGCAUGACCUGGAGAUCAAAAACUUGAGUGGCUAAGAGAGCCCUGCAACCACAGUCGCUCUUUAAAUACUACUGCAUUACAUAAUUUGUUAUUGAAUUUGGCUUAAAUGCGGCGAUCUGAUUCGUUCCCCCACAAUGGCGGGAACUCGCCUAUAAGCUGUAUUCAAAUUCAAUUGGUCCAUCGCAGUGAAGUGAUGGUUGUAAUGCAGUUGUCACCCCACAUCUGGAAAGGGUUCAUUCCAUGUCUGGGAUGGCUUAAGUAUUCUUUGCUUAUGUCUUGGCUCUUUGUUUAUGUCUGGCUCCCUCCAGACAGAAUGUUGGGGGGGGAGAUGCCCAAGCGACUGCGUGUGGCCAUAUUCUUUAAACUUAAUAUGUUCAACAAGGCCAAAAUUAAUAACUCAAUGAAAUUUAGAUGAAGUAAGGUAUUCCAAAAAUCAUCUAAUUACACCUUCUUCGUUUAUAUAAACCAGAUUAACAUGCCAAAGCUUGGUUUACCCUUCAUCUCAAGGUUUAGCCAGUAUGGGAAUCAAACUAUGAACUUGGACUGGCACAUUGGGCAAAGAAUUGUAGAGUUUUACUUAUGAUUUAUGGAUAUGACCUUGCUUUUUUCUAUCACCCGUAGUUUUUAAGAUACAGUAGGAGGACAGGACAUUUCUGCCACGGGAAAUGGAAUCUGACUAUUGGCAGCUUAAAAGGAAAGCUUCAGAUUCAUACAACAGGAAAUAAAAAGUUUUGUGUCAAGUAUGAUGCAUAGUCUUUUAAUGGUCAUAUGUGUGUACACUACUAAUACUACUAACUGUGCAAAUUAAAUUUGUUUUAUUUGAA
Molecule: messenger RNA, 2455 nt
Organism: Zootermopsis nevadensis
Lineage: Eukaryota; Metazoa; Arthropoda; Insecta; Blattodea; Termopsidae
Source: RefSeq, a predicted model, not a curated record